AUGUCUUUCUUUUCGGACCCCCGUCGUGGCGGCAGGCAUGAUGCCGAGCCGGAACCCUUCCCAGUGCCGCGCACUCAGGCUACGGAUCUGCCUAAAGAGUCUCCUGCGACCCUUCUGAAUGUCUCGAAGCUCAAGCCGGAGUCUAGUCUUACGGUCUGGGGCAAUGAGGUCCUUCACAUCUUGCGGCCGUUCAAACUCGAUGAAAUUGUGGAUGUUAAUCUUCCGCGACCUCACCCAGCAGAUGUCAACUACAACAGAUGGAAGUUCUGGACUGUCGUUGUUGCUGGCUGGCUGUUUAACCAGGUCGAUGCCGCUCUUCAACUCAAGGUCAAGGCACAUGCAACCGACAUUACUUACGCCGACGAGAUCUUCAACACCAUCAGGUUGUUGAGCCUGCACAACCAGUCCAAGUUCCUUGAGGGCGAGUUGAAGAGAUGGGAACAGCUCAAGCGGAAGAACUUUGCUACGCCUGCCGAUUUCAUCAUGGCCUACCAGAACCAAUUCAACCGUCUGAAGACAGAGGGCCACGAGCCCUCUUGCGACUUUGCGCUUGGCCGACUUCUGAACGAGCUGCACGGAGAGGUUUUGAAGGUUCCGUUCAUUCAGGAGGAAGUGAAGGAUUCGGGACGCCCCGUGGACUACCAGCUGUUUGUCUACUACUGCAAAGUCUUGGUCAACGAAUCCCGCAAGCCCAGCAUCCCGGCUGCUGAUGAUGCCACCGCGCAUGGAGAAGAGGGAGACCGAAGCCAAAGCAAUGCACGGGACAUCUCUUACCGCGGCUGGAGACAGAGCACGAAGGGACACGGCCCGGCAUGGGACUAA
Molecule: messenger RNA, 822 nt
Organism: Penicillium samsonianum
Lineage: Eukaryota; Fungi; Ascomycota; Eurotiomycetes; Eurotiales; Aspergillaceae
Exons: 1
Coding region: 1-822 (273 amino acids)
Source: RefSeq, a predicted model, not a curated record